This is a messenger RNA of Rhizophagus irregularis DAOM 181602=DAOM 197198, 1455 nucleotides long. RefSeq lists its product as uncharacterized. The record is from RefSeq and is a predicted model, not a curated record. NCBI's taxonomy places the organism in Eukaryota, Fungi, Glomeromycota, Glomeromycetes, Glomerales, Glomeraceae. Gene Ontology annotation, molecular function: guanyl-nucleotide exchange factor activity. Gene Ontology annotation, biological process: intracellular signal transduction; positive regulation of Rho protein signal transduction.
UUUUCUUUUUUUUUUAAUAUUACUCCCAUAUUAGCGGUCUCGUUUAAUAAUUAUAAAAAACCUAAACAAUAAUUAAAAGAAAAAUUAAAUACUAAAAAUAAUGCCGCUAUUAAGUACGAUUCGUCGUCGUGAUAGUUCACAAAAAAAGAAUCAAAUUCAAGAACAACAACACACAACGACACAAGAUAAAAUGGCAACAUCUUCAUUUAAAAAGAAAUUUCACGUCCCAUUUUUUCAUAAUACCUCAAAAACUGCUCCAGCAAAAGAUUCUACUCUUCAAAGCGUUUUAGCUUCCACACAAAAGAAAAAUAGUCCAAGUUUAAGACGUAGAACUAUCGUUCAUCAUACUGAUUGUCGUCGAAAUACAAUUUGGUCAGAUAAUGUUGAUGAAGAGCUUGUUGCAAAUUUGGCUCCAAAAGAGUUAAAUCGUCAAGAAGUACUUUUUGAAAUUAUUAAAACUGAGCAUGAGUAUGUUCGCGAUUUACGUUUAAUUGAAGAAUAUUUUAUCAAUCCUAUUAAACAAGCAGAAGAAAAACAUCGCAAACAUAUAGUACCAGAAAAUUUGAAUAAAGUUUUCAAUUCAAUUUCAUACUUUUUAUUCAUUCACGAAGUCAUUAGUAAUUGUUUAAAUGAACGUCAAGAAAACCAAUUCCCAUUGGUUCGAAGUAUUUCUGACAUCCUUUUAUCAUAUGUUUGGGUAUUCCGAGCUUAUGCACCAUAUCUUAUUCAUUAUGAAGAUGCAUUAAGAGAACUUGAUGAAUCUAUUAGAAAGAAGGAUAAAUUAGGUCGUCUUGUCCGAAAACAACAAAAAUCUCCAUCUUGCAGAAAUAUGCCUUUGACCACAUACCUUCUUAAACCAUUUCAACGUCUUCUUAAAUACCCACUUCUUAUCACAAAUUUACUUAAAGGAACAGAUAAAGAUGGUUUCGAUUAUGAUAAAACAGUAUCACUUAAAUUAAAACUUGAUGAAGUUCUUGCUGAUGUUGAAGAACAAAAACGAGAACAUGAUAAUAUGGAACGACUUCGAGAACUUGAAACAAGAAUUCAUGGUCUUGGACAAUUUCGUUUAGCUAUCAAUAAUCGUCAACUUCUUAAGGAAAGUCCAGCAUGUCAAACAUCAUUCACUCUCAAAAAACAACCAUCUCUUCGAAAAUCUUUAACAGUAAUGUCAUCACCAACAUUAAAUCAAAAACGUCAUUCAGUUCGAAAUCUUUAUACUCUGGAGUGUAAUGAUAUAGUUCUUUUGGCCGAAAGAACUGGUGCAACAAAAGAUGGUCACCCUGUUUACAAAUUAGUUUCAAGACCACCUUCACCUAUAGAUGAUGAACCUGUAAUGGUUCAUACUAGACCUGAAGAUUCUGGUGUUUAUUAUGAGGAUUAAAUGAAUGAUUUUUGUUUUGACACAUCCUUCCCUUCUUUAUCUCAUUAAUACUUAAUUUUGGGAAGUUUUCCUUU